Aspergillus steynii IBT 23096 is the source of this 1080-nucleotide messenger RNA. RefSeq lists its product as uncharacterized. The transcript has a single exon. NCBI's taxonomy places the organism in Eukaryota, Fungi, Ascomycota, Eurotiomycetes, Eurotiales, Aspergillaceae. Gene Ontology annotation, molecular function: heme binding. The coding region runs from base 1 to 1080 and encodes 359 amino acids. The record is from RefSeq and is a predicted model, not a curated record.
AUGGGCUGGGUAGGAGUGGUCACACUCAUUGCGACCGCCUGUUUCGUGCUUUACAAAUAUCCCCCAGCGUCUUGGACGCCGGAUUCCCCCCCGCCCCAGCCGAGAUCGACAUCCGACGAGCCAAAACCGCCUGUCAUCAGCGAUGAGACGAAGCAGCCAGAGUCACAGCCCGUAGAGGCUGAAGACACGAGCGCGGAGGAAUCCCAGUCGACGCCUAAAGCGUCCGCAUCGAGCACGCCGUCCCUCGAGGUCCCGACGUUCAGUCUCGACGCCGACCGCUCAUCCUCGAUCGCGCAACCCUCGCCCGACGAGAACCUCCCUCUCCCUCCCCAAGAAGAGCGACCUCAAAAUGGAUCGGCAAAGCCUGUCGCAAUCCCGACGGCACCGUCGCCCGAAGACUCGCUGAUGCCUCCGCCAACGGGGCCGCUGCCGCGCCGUCAGCCCAACGCCUCCAGUUCCUCGUUAAUGCCUCCCCCUCCGCCGCCGCGACUGCGCCCGAACAUGUCGCAGAAUCAGCAGCAGCCCCCGUCCCAACCGUCCCUGACUGCAGGCCGAGUCCCCCCGCGUCCCACCACUGGCUCCAACUCCCUCCGUCCGCCCCCCUCGGCCGCCUCCUCCAUGCGCGGCCCCCUUCCCAACCGCUCGCCAAACAGCCUCGCCCCGGCCAAACUCACCGCGAAGCCGUCCACCCCGGCCAAACGAGCCGUCCUCGAACCGGGCUACUCGCCGCUCGACUGGGCUGCCCUCACCUCCAACCCGAAGAACAACCUGCGCGGAGCCAACCUCCCGCCGCAUCUGAUCCGCGUGACGCCGUCGCAGCUCAAGGCGCAGAACGGUCGCAAGGGCACCGACGCCUGGACCUCCUACCAGGGCAAGGUCUACAACAUCACGCCGUACCUUCCGUUCCACCCCGGUGGGAGGGGCGAGUUGCUUCGCGGCGCCGGCAAGGACUCGGCGAAGCUGUUCUUCGAGAUCCAUCCGUGGGUGAACUGGGAUGCUAUUCUGGGGGAGUGUUUAGUUGGGAUCCUGGUCUCGGAGAACGACGAGGGGAGUGAGAAUAAGCUCGAUGCGAUGGAUUGA